AUGGCUGCAUACAAGCCACCCGUCAAGUCUUCUGUCAGCAAAAUACGGUCCCCUCGAUGGUCGUCUGGCAAUAUGAACAAUAACACUGGUGGUGGAAUCUCCGAUAAGCAGUCGCAGUCAGAGUCGUCGUCAAGACAGCCAUCGAAGCAACGCGCCUCGGCCGCUGUCAGCCUUCCAACCGAAGGUGCUUCCAGACGAUCAUCGUCACCACCAUCCUUUCAAGAACGCAUGCGAGGAGUUUUGAACGAAGAAAGCGAACGGGCCCGCAUUGCCACUCGCAAGAAGCAAUCCAUGCCUCAAAACGUCUUUGAAGUGGAAACCUUGCAGGCGUAUCAAAAGUUGGUGGCCUCCAACAACAAAUUGGUGGUGGUCCGAUUCUACGCUCCCUGGUGCCGGGCCUGCAAGGCCAUUCAACCCAUCUUUUACAAAAUGGCCCAUCAAUUCCCCAAUGUCGUCUUUGUGGAUGUUCCUUGUCACGCCAAAAAUGCCAAUCUCCAUCAAGGCUUGGGAGUGCCAAGUUUGCCCUAUGGUCACAUUUACCAUCCCACCUCAGGCCUCGUGGAGGAAACCAAAUUGUCGCGCAAGCAAUUUCCACAAUUGGCCCGCAAAUUGCAAGCGUACGUCCAAGGACGAUGCGAUUUGUUGGAAGUGGGGGAUGUGAGUUGUCCCUACUUGCCCGUGGUGGUGGACGAUGCAACAGGUACUACUAGCACUACUGAAGGAGAGCCCACCAAUCCUAUCGCACCUUGA
Messenger RNA from Cylindrotheca closterium, 750 nucleotides. NCBI's taxonomy places the organism in Eukaryota, Bacillariophyta, Bacillariophyceae, Bacillariales, Bacillariaceae. The record is from the annotation of a GenBank genome assembly.